Salvelinus fontinalis (brook trout) is the source of this 5251-nucleotide messenger RNA. RefSeq names its product epidermal growth factor receptor substrate 15-like 1. NCBI's taxonomy places the organism in Eukaryota, Metazoa, Chordata, Actinopteri, Salmoniformes, Salmonidae. Bases 274 to 2823 code for a protein of 849 amino acids. Gene Ontology annotation, molecular function: cadherin binding; calcium ion binding. Gene Ontology annotation, cellular component: clathrin coat of coated pit; plasma membrane; cytoplasm. The record is from RefSeq and is a predicted model, not a curated record. Gene Ontology annotation, biological process: endosomal transport; endocytosis. The transcript is spliced from 23 exons.
CCUGUUCAGGAGUCUUAUGGCCUGGGGCUAAAAACUGUUGAGAAGCCUUUUUGUCCUAGACUUGGCACUGAAUAGAAAAGGGUGAACAAUGGAAAAGGGUGUAGCUAGUUCUAUUCUAUUGUAUUAUUGUAUUCGGUGUUACUGAAAAUAACAAGUUUUCCCUCCGCAUGCCUUCAUGCUCCUCCACACCACUGAUGUCAACAAUGUGGAGCUGUCAGUGUUGAGGCGCGUUGUAGCUUCAAGGGUGUGCGCGGUCUCGACACAGCAGGAAAUAUGGCGGCGCUCAUGACUCUCACCCAGUUAUCGAGUGGAAACCCAGUUUACGAAGUCUACUACAGACAGGUGGAUCUGGGAGACACUGGGACAGUAGGAGCUGCAGAUGCUGCUCAGUUCCUGAAGAAAUCAGGCCUAUCAGACAGUACCUUAGGAAAAAUCUGGGAUUUGGCCGAUCCAGAAAGGAAGGGCUUCUUGGACAAACGGGGUUUCUUUGUAGCGUUGAGGUUGGUGGCUUCAGCUCAGGGUGGCAACGACAUCAGUCUCAACAACCUCAACCAGACUCUAGCAGCACCCAAGUUUAGAGACACAAAUACUCCGUUGCUCAGCACACCGCUGAGUACAUCUUCAUCUGAUUCCCACUGGGCUGUAAGGUCUGAUGAGAAAAGGAAGUUUGAUGGCAUCUUUGAAAGUCUUCUACCAGUCAAUGGUCUUUUGUCUGGAGACCAAGUCAAACCUGUCCUGAUCAACUCCAAACUACCCCUGGAUGUGUUAGGAAGGAUUUGGGACCUCGGUGACGUGGAUAAAGAUGGACACUUGGACAGAGAGGAGUUUUCAGUGGCCAUGCACCUGGUGUACAGGGCUAUGGAGAAGGAGCCUGUCCCUUCUGUCCUGCCCUCUUCCCUCAUCCCUCCAUCCAAGAGGAAGAAGUCUGCGGGGGCUCUGCCUGGCGCCGUCUCCGUCCUGCCUCCCUUGUCUGCCCUCUCAGGCCUGUCUGGUUUGUCUCGGACAGCCAGCUCUCCUCCCCUGCCCGGCGCUGUAGCGGCUCUGUCUGGUCUGUCUCGGACAACAAACUCUCCUCCUCUCAAAGACACCCUACACUCCACCCCAUCUCACGGAAGCAUCACCUCCAUCAACAGCACUGGCAGUCUCUCUCCUAAACACUCGUUCAAAGCCCCCUCACAGUCACCUGCAGUAGUGAACUGGGUGGUCCCGGUGGCAGACAGAGGACGUUAUAAUGACAUCUUCCUGAAGACAGACACAGACAUGGACGGUCUUGUCACCGGAGGGGAAGUCAUGGAGAUCUUCAUGCUAUCCAGCCUUUCUAAGACCAUGCUGGCACAGAUCUGGGGUCUGGCUGACACCAAGCAGACAGGGAAGCUGUCCAGAGAGCAGUUCUCUUUGGCUAUGUGGCUGAUCCAGCAGAAAGUCACCAAGGGAUUGGACCCUCCGCAGAUCCUCACAACUGAAAUGAUCCCCCCCUCUGAGAGGACCACCUCCUCUGUUCCUGACAGCAGCAGUUCUACAGAGUCAGCUGACCUGACAGGCAUCAAAGAGCUGGAUGGCAUCAGUCAGGAAAUCGCCCAGCUGCAGAGAGAGAAGUACACUCUGGAGCAGGACAUCAGGGACAAAGAGGAAGCCAUCAGACAGAAGAACAGGGAAAUUCAGGAGAUGCAGGGGGACCUGGACCAGGAGAGUGGUGGUCUGCAGGACCUGGAAGCCCAGAAGCAGGAUGCUCAGCAGCAGCUGGAGGAGAUGGACCAGCAGAGAAACAAGCUGGAGGGCAUGCUGAAAGACGUCCAACUGAAGUGUCAGGAUCAGUCCACGCUGAUCUCAUCCUUACAGACCCAGAUCCACAGCCAGGAGUCUGACCUGCAGAGUCAGGAGAAUGAGCUGAGCCGUACCAAGUCUGACCUGAACAAACUGCAGUUGGAGGAGAAGCAACUAGAGCAGAACCUACUGGCCGGACGCAUGCAGCUAGACUCCAUCAUCAAGUCACUGAAGGCCACCCAGGAUGAGAUCAACCAGGCUCGUAGUAAGCUUUCUCAGAUCCAGGACAGUCAACAGGAGGUGACUAAGACUAUAGAGCAAUACAACAACGCUCUGAACGGAACCCACAGCCAGACUCAUGCUGGCAGCAUGACCAACCUGGCAGACAUGAGCGAAGUAGGAUUCUCAGAGAGGGAGAACGGAGAAUUUGGAGCCAGGGAGGACUCUUUCAAAUCGAGGAUAGCCAUGUUCAGCAGCAACAAAUCAACACCAGAACCUCUUCCUGCCGCAGACCCCUUCCAGACAGAGGACCCCUUCAAAGCAGAUCCCUUCAACGAUCCAUUUGAAGCAGAUGAUCCCUUCAAAGAGAGUGAUCCAUUCAAGGGUGCUUCCUCAGACUUCUUCAAAAAAACAACCGAUCUGUUUGCCUCAGCAGAUCCCUUCAGUAGAAAACCUACUCCCCCCAUCAAGCCUGGUGGCUGUCUGUCUGGUAGCAGGAAUCUCUUAACCUCCCACAGCCCCCGGCCCAGCCCCAAGCCUACAGAUGGCUUCAGAACAGUGGACCCUUUCGGUGGCAACACUUUUGGAGGAAAGAGUGAAUUUGCAGACUUCAGUGAAAUGUCUAAAAAGAAACCAAUCAACCCUGUGCUACCACCUAAGAACACACCUAACAGGCCUGCGCCUCCUUAUGGACUGGAAAGUGUCACGUCAGGAAGUGAGUCAGAGCAGCUGGCGUGGGCGAAGAGGAAGACUCCGCCCACAGGAACAGGAGAGACUGAGGAGACUCCGCCCACAAGAACAGAAGGACCCGGACCUGGCCAUCGCCCUCAGCAAGGAUGAAAACUAAAAACCCUAUUAGACUCACGACAAUAACCACAGUCCUGUUAGACACUCACAACAACACACACCUCCUGACCACAGUCCUGUUACAAGCUGAAUGAAACAAUGCAACUGACUGAUAUCAUACAGUACAGCACAACAUACAGCUUCACCACGAGCAACAGUUCCUCAACAGCCCAAAUACUACCGUCUGACUAGAGCCUGAGGACAGUGUGUCUUCAGACUAGACUACAACGCUUGUACACCCCCAAUGUAAACCAGAGUACACCCUAACGACAACUACAUCUUCACCCUGACAACAGCCUCCCGCUUCGGCUCUGUGACGUUCUGACAACAUCCCCUCUAGACUGUGGCCCAAUCAUCUCCUAAACCCUGUGCCCAAAUCGGCCCCUAAACCCUGUGCCCAAAUCGGCCCCUAAACCCUGUGCCCAAAUCGGCCCCUAAACCCUGUGCCCAAAUCGGCCCCUAAACCCUGUGCCCAAAUCGGCCCCUAAACCCUGUGCCCAAAUCGGCCCCUAAACCCUGUGCCCGAAUCGGCCCCUAAACCCUGUGCCCGAAUCGGCCCCUAAACCCUGUGCUCAAAUCGGCCCCUAAACCCUGUGCCCGAAUCGGCCCCUAAACCCUGUGCCCAAAUCGGCACCUGUGCCCGAAUCGGCCCCUAAACCCUAUGCCCGAAUCGGCCCCUAAACCCUGUGCCCGAAUCGGCCCCUAAACCCUGUGCUAAUCUGAGAGGAUUUGACAGGUGUAAGUAAUCUGGCAAUAGCUGCAGCGUGCUCUCUGAUAGGCUAGGUGGAAGUUUCACUAUACUGCUUAUACCGAUCAAAUCCUCUCCGAUCUCUACAAGUGCAUAUGGUGUAGGGUUUAGGGGUUGAUUUGGGAUUGGGCCUAGGACUUGAGGAUGGGAUGGCAGCCCCUCUACCGAUACAGCUCCACUGAAGCCGGACUUUAUCAACACUAACCUACCAAAGCCUCUCUUUAAAACCUCUUAGUCAUCGUCAGCCUCAAUGGUUCAUUCCAGUUAGCUGCAUCACAACUAAAAUCAGCUACAGCUCAGCUCCUUUUUUUAGCCCGACUUUAGUCUGACUUGACUGACUGACAGCCUAAAUCAAGAGUGACUUACCUCUGACUUGGCUAAGGUCAGGGGUCGUUCUGACUCUAGUAGACCCCGUAGUUCUUCUAUGAGGAGACUCUGGGUGCGUAACUUUGUUUUUUCUUCAUCGUUUGUUGUGAGGAAAUAGCCAAGAUUUUAACAUUUUAUUUUAUUUUUAUUAUUUAUAUGGUGAAAAGUCAUGCACUUACGGUUUAUGAAGUAUCUCUGCAACGCUCUGUUAUAACUGUAUAAUAUACCCUUAAAGAACUGCUUCAAAACAUUCAUGCUAAAAGUCUAAAGUUAUAGCGUACUCCUUCUCCGUCAGUGAGUGUGCUUGUGUUCCUGAUUUCUGGUGAAAGUCUCUUUUUGGUAAGGAAAUGUUUAGAUGAUGGAAAUACAGAUAUUCUUUGUUAUUUUCUUGUCUCGGGGUUCUCUACUUUUAUUGCCUUCCACCACAACAGAAGAAUGACAAAUUCAAAAACUCUCCUGCCUUAAAGGAUAUGAGGGGAGGGGGGGGGGGGUUGACCUUUCACCUCUCACUGUCAACGUUUAGACUGUAUUUUUGUUGUAAUCUCUUAAUGCUAAACUCUAUAAUGCAUUUAGUGGGUUGAUUUUGAAGUGUUUCGGCUGUUAUUGAUUUAUUCAACUAGGGCAUUAGAAUUACUAUGUAUCUUUUAUAUUUAAUUCAUUUUCAGAAGACAAUUUCUUGUUACACUCAUAAGCACCACACUCAAUAAUAACUCAGUUUGAUCCUGGCCACUACCUGGCGCAAGGAUGUGCUAUCCUAAUGCCUUGUAAUUCACUGAUGAUAUGAGUUGUUUGGCACAUACAAUGUGUUUUUAUGACCUCCUAUGGUUGUCUCAAAUUGCACCCCUAUUCCCUAUGGGGGCCCCUGGUUAAAAGUAGUGCACUAUAUAGGGAAUAGGGUGCCAUUUGGACUACAUACACAGUGUGUGUGUGUGUGUGUGUGUGUGUGUGUGUGUGUGUGUGUGUGUGUGUGUGUGUGUGUGUGUGUGUGUGUGUGUGUGUGUGUGUGUGUGUGUGUGUGUGUGUGUGUGUGUGUGUGUGUGUGUGUGUGUGUGUGUGUGUGUGUGUGUAUUCAAGGAACUCUGUGCUGCAGCUCAUUCUCCAGUGUUGACCUGAAGGAGUAUUGUAUUGGUCACACUGAGAUGCAUUAAGAAGUAAUGUCCACAAUGAUGUCUGUCUUACUUAUCCACAACCAAAAUGGCUAAUAUCAUGUGUAACGGUAUAUAUGAUUAUAAAUAUUCCUUCAAGGUUGAAAUAAUUGUAAUCCUGUGUAUAUCUUUGAAUAUAAAUAAAACGUCAUGUGACAUUCCA